Messenger RNA from Lepus europaeus (European hare), 4498 nucleotides. RefSeq names its product sarcoglycan delta (gene SGCD). NCBI's taxonomy places the organism in Eukaryota, Metazoa, Chordata, Mammalia, Lagomorpha, Leporidae. The record is from RefSeq and is a predicted model, not a curated record. Gene Ontology annotation, cellular component: sarcoglycan complex; sarcolemma. The transcript is spliced from 8 exons. The coding region runs from base 176 to 1045 and encodes 289 amino acids. Gene Ontology annotation, biological process: heart contraction; cardiac muscle tissue development.
UUGCUCCCCGGCUGUGUGCGUGAGCGUUCCUUUGGAAGUUUGACUUCCUAGCACUUGGUGUGGAGUUGUCAUUUUGGCUAUGCCCAGCUCCCCUCCACAUCGGAUUUUCUGGAGGGCAGAGACACUUUGGAAACUUAGGGUUUAGCUGGAAACGCGGUGGUGUCAAGAAAAGUAUAUGCCUCAGGAACAGUACACGCACCACCGGAGCACCAUGCCCAGUGCUGAGGGGCCACAGGUAUACAAAGUGGGGAUUUAUGGCUGGCGGAAGAGAUGCCUAUAUUUCUUUGUCCUGCUCCUCAUGAUUUUAAUACUGGUGAACUUGGCCAUGACCAUCUGGAUCCUCAAAGUCAUGAACUUCACAAUUGAUGGAAUGGGGAACCUGAGAAUCACAGAAAAAGGCCUAAAGUUAGAAGGAGAUUCAGAAUUCUUACAACCUCUCUACGCCAAAGAAAUCCAGUCCCGACCAGGUAAUGCCCUGUACUUCAAAUCUGCCAGAAAUGUUACAGUGAACAUUCUCAAUGACCAGACUAAAGUGCUAACUCAGCUGAUAACAGGUCCAAAAGCUGUAGAAGCUUAUGGCAAAAAGUUCGAAGUAAAAACUGUUUCUGGAAAAUUGCUCUUCUCUGCAGAUGACAACGAAGUGGUAGUUGGAGCUGAGAGAUUAAGAGUUUUAGGAGCUGAGGGUACAGUGUUCCCCAAAUCUAUAGAGACACCUAAUGUCAGGGCAGACCCCUUCAAGGAACUAAGGUUGGAGUCCCCAACCCGAGCUCUAGUGAUGGAGGCCCCAAAAGGAGUAGAGAUCAAUGCAGAAGCUGGCAAUAUGGAAGCUACCUGCAGAACAGAGCUCAGACUGGAGUCCAAAGAUGGAGAGAUUAAGUUAGAUGCCGCGAAAAUCAAACUACCUAGACUGCCUCAUGGAUCCUACACACCUACAGGAACGAGGCAGAAGGUCUUCGAGAUCUGCGUCUGCGCCAACGGGAGAUUAUUCCUGUCCCAGGCAGGGACUGGUUCCACUUGUCAGAUAAACACAAGCGUCUGCCUUUGAAAGACUAUCCAUAGUGGACACUGUCGGCGGCAUAAAGGCCCUUUUUGGCUUUAGACUCUGGCUGCCAGCUAUUUUUACUAGAACACAGAAAGCCUAUCAAAGACCUUUUGUGUGUGCGAGUGCGCGCGCGUGUGUGUAUGUGUGUGUGUUUGCGUGCAGGGGUGAAUAUAAAUAUAUAAAUAUAUAUAUAAAUAAAUAUAUAUAUCCUCUGUAUAAAAUGAGGUUUCAGUACAAAAGGAACCAUGGGUGACCCUGUGAUACCCACAGUCAUUUUCCAUCCCAUCUUCAUCGCCUCCAUGGCAACAUGUGGACGCUAAUUCAGGCCCAAUCUUCCCCCAAACCAUCCAGAAUCACCCAGUCUGUUGUGUACUUACAGGAUAUUCAUCCCCAUGUUUAUGUGACAACGUAACUUCUCCUUUAAGUGUCAUUACAGGGCAGCAAUGGCGGGAAUCUCCAAGUCACGCUCCAACGUGGGAUCCCUGUUUGAAUAAAAAUCAACAUUUGUUUGCCUUUUGUAGCUUUAGCAAGGCUAUCCAACUCCCCUCCCCCGCUGAAGUUAAGGAUGAGGCAUGACCACAGAAGCUAGCAACAAGUACUCCAAACAGCUCCCUUUUUGCACUCAUCUUUGCUGCCAAAAGUAUUGGGGUCCUUUUUCAAUUGGAUGAAUGAGGAGAAUGGGUUUUUGCAAAUUUUGAACUGUUUACCCAACUUCUGUUAUCUUACUUUCUUGAAACUCAAAUUGUCUGUCACAGUCAAAAUAGGAGUUGUAAAUCAGCACAAAAUAGGAUAACAGCUGCUCCUCAGUUGCUAGAGGCUAUUCAAUGGUCUGACAGGCAAAGAAUAAAUGGGUGACAUGUCUCUGUUUGAAGAAAAAAUGACUCAAAAGCUAUUAUGUCCAGCAGACUCCAAUCCAAAACGAUGAAGUCAAAAUACCUUAGUGUGGAAUCCCUACCCCAAGAGAAUCCCUUCUGAAGUAGAAGUCUGUGAGUAUCAUUGGGAACCUAAUUAGUUUCGUAUGUUUCUUGGAGUUGGUAAGCAAUUUAGAGACAUGCUUGUAUUUUUAAUUGGUACACAACUUUGAUACAAGCUUUUCUUCCUGAAGGCAUACACCGACUCUCUGGCUUUGAUGUACUUAAUAUUUUUUCAGGGCUAUUAUAUUCUUAUUCCUAAACCCAUUUCUCUAUUUUCUCCAAGAUUGACAGAUCCAUAGUACUACACGCUAUCAGAGUAGCUCACUAGAAGUUAAACUACACUGAGUCGAAUGUCCUUAUCACAAUCACUGUGUCUCUGGGGCCAGUAGCACCUGCUCCCCUUUAGGCGGAAGCAGCCUCAGUUCCCGCCAUCAGCUACCUCUCAUCAGCUCACCUUCAUCGUCUUGCUCCAGGGUCACCCUGGCCAGCUCUUGUGCUGGGACAGGGGAUUAUACCAUCUCUGUUCAAAGAGGGGGAAAUGUGCCUAUGCCUUAAGUCAAUGCACUCAGCAAGGAGAAGCACAUCCUAUUUAUCUUGUUGUUACUUGUUGUUUAUUUUGAGUGAUUGGAGGGGAAUGGUUUAGCAAUGACUGGGCAUCUGAAAAGCUGGUAGACAAACCAAAUCAUUGACAGAUGUGGAUUCUAUGGAGUCCGGAAUGGAGGUAUAACUGGCUCAGGCAAGUCUGGAUGCCAGUUGGCAGGAGUGGCCCCACAUUCCUAAAUGAAGAAUUUGUAGUCCUGGAUGGCAUCUUUCCCCUUGACAAAGUUUGAGUUUUCCUUACUUCACAAGCAGGGGAAGGCUUAUCAGGGAAGGUGAAUGCUGUUUUAAGAUGGCCCUCACCCAUUAGGCUGCACACAUGAGAUGUAAAAGAAGUGCUGUGUUGCUUGGUUGCUUACAAAUGGCGGGAGGAGGAGCAAGGGAGAGGACUCCUAGCCUCAAUAGUGCUGCUGCAGGCUUCCAGAUCCCAGGCUUGCUCCAAUCACUCAGUGUCCCUUGCAGAAGAAUUAAGUUGGCCAAUCUUAGGGCAAAGCCAUAAGGUUGCUUAGUGUAAAGCACUAGGGUUAAAAAAGGAAAAUCCAUCAUAAAAGGUAUCAGGAUACCCUGGUUAGUAUCAUUAAUAUCCUGUGGGGGCAUACUGCCAGAGACUGUGCGUUUCACACAUAGAAUGGAUUUUUGCAAGCCAGAAAGACCCUCCUUGGCUACUGGGAGCAUCAAUCCCAUUUCUUCCAGAUACACAAUAAUAGCUCUGAGGUCCUUCGAGGCUAACUACCUUAGGAUGGACCUUCUUUGCGCUUUGCUCUCUUGAGAACAUCACAUAUGGAUGACGAGUAAGCAGAAAGUUCCAGAUUUUGUUCUAAUAAUUACAAAAAAAGUCAGCAGCUUGGAAUUUUAUGCCAAUAUAAAAGAGAGUCGUGUGAUCCCACUUGCAAAAUUUAAUCAUAAGGGAAAUUAUAUCACAACUAGAAUAAAAUAGCAACCAAGAAAAUAAGGCACCUUGGAGGACAUACAUGACAUAAAAUUCUGUUUUUCAUUUAUGCUAAAGGAUCACAAUAUUCAUCAUGAUAAGCAGAAAAUUUGGUAUGAAUGGAAUUAAGUACUUCUGUUCAGACCUUACACUUCAGUAGAAAUACACUCUGUAUUCUUCAUUGUACAAUUUUUUCUCCCAGUAUCCUCCAACUAGAAUAUUGGCCCAUGGUCAUGAGAGGAAGAUUUACCUGCAUUCCAGACAAAUUUAGCUUUGAAUUUAAAGUGUGCUAACCUCUAAUUUUAAGAAAAAUCAGAGUCUUUCUAAUCUUUAUAUGUAAUGUCUUCUAGACAAUCACACAUUUGGGUACAUUAAGCAGCUCAUGGUAUAACACCGAGUAUAAAUGAAUCUUCAAUAUACUAGCAGUUCUAGUAUGUUAAUGUUUUUCUGAAGAGUUUUGUAAAUUAAAAAUUGAUCUCCAAAUAUGUUUAGCAUUUAGUUCUAUUUGGUGUCCGCUUAAUAUGUCAUAAAAGCUUCAUCUUGGAAAACUAUUCAAGUAUGACAAAGGUUGUCCAAAGCCCUCACCAUGGCAUCUACUUAAGAUGGCUUAAGAACUCUUCUGUUCCAAGGACAGAUUUCAUAAGCUCAAAUUGGCUUUUAGCUUCCUUUAGGUCAUCUUCCCUUUGGGCAGUUUUCCCUGCAUGUCCAGGAACCACUGAUCAAAGAUUUGAGGUUUGCCUCUAGAGCAGAAAUGAGCAAACUAUAACCUGGAAACCAAUUCUGACUCAACACCUGUUUUGUAAAUAAGUAAAUGCAUUCACGUACAGGUUUUCAAUGAUUAAUUUCACACUACAAUAGAAGAGUUGAAUAACUGUCUUCGAGACUUGCAUGAUCUGUAAGGCAUAAAAUCAGUCUAUGUGACUUUACAGGAAAAGUUUGCUGAGCCCUGACCUAGAGGUUUUGGGUGGUAUGUGUUGGAUAUCGCAAAUUAUAUAUACAUAUAUAUAUAUAUAUAUA